CUAUCUGGUAGGAUACGGAUUAGACUUGCUUCUGUAGCUUUCCUUACGCAGCGAGAAGUGUACGCUGGCAAGUUCGGUAUACACCAGGCAUUCCGUACAAUGGAACUGCUCCACAGGGUGCUAAAUUUCAUGGUCUUCACCAUCAGCAAAUGUGCACACUUCCAUAAUGCCCAAAGCUGAUUUUAUAGAGGAGAAGAUCAGAAUGCAGCAACAGGUUUUUCUCUUCAACAGAGCUUCAAAAAGAGAGAUGUGGUAUGGCUGUUUUGAGCUCUCAUCGGACAUAAGGGUGUUUUGAGAUAUUAAUGCGUCUUUUGUAUUUCCAUUUAAGGAGUACUGUAGACUUUCCAGCCUUUUUAUAUUGAACUGUUGCCAGAAUAGACCCACACUCUAUUCUUCCACGAAGGAUUACAAUAACAAGGGGCAAGGCAACUUUGGGGUGGAAUUUUCUGGAAAGAAGAUGUUUGGUGCUUCAUCAUGAGACACUACAGAGUUUUUGGACCUGAAAGGUGGUUGAUUCUCUUCUGUCCCAGUAAAACAUGAAGACCACAUUAGGGAUUUCCUGCACUGUUAUGCUAUCAUUCUUCUAUGUACUCAAAUCAGAGAAAUGCAUUGUCCAGGAUAUUAAAAUUGCUAACCCAUACGUUGCUGAAGGAGAACCUCUAGGACGCCAUUGUUUUUUUUACCCAACACCAGAUCUUGAAAACACACCCUAUAAUUUCAGCUGGUAUACAAGUGGAAAUGAAACACCUAUAACGAAAGACCCAUCCUCCAGAAUUCAUCAACGUGGAACAAAGCUGUGGUUUAUUCCUGCAAGAUAUGAAGAUUCUGGAUUAUAUGAAUGUGUUAUACGUUACCAGAAUUCGACAAUAUGCUACAGAAAUAGGAUUAGAAUACUGGUUGUCAACGACAGUGCCACUCUCUGUUUUAAUGAGAAGUCCAGCUACAAUCAAACGGUACCAAAAGGAUCAGCUGCAAAGAUUGUGUGUUCUAACACGGAGGACUUGACACGAGAGCUGGAUUUUUUCUCUGUUCGUUGGUAUAAGGAAUGCAAGGCAGUGCAGCAGGAUGAACGAGUUUUUGUCUUGCAAUCGUAUCUUGUAAUAAACAACGUGAGAGAAGAUGAUAAGGGAAAAUAUGAAUGUAAAAUAACGUACACUUAUUUGGGGAAUCAAUAUAAUGUUUCAAGGAGCAUUUUUGUGAUUGUUAAAGCGAAUGAACCAAAGAAAAGAACUGAGAUUCUGUACCCCAGAAAUAAUACUAUUGAAGCUGAACUUGGCUCCAAAAUAUCUACGAUGUGCAAUGUGUCAAGUUACAGAAACUCUUUAAAUAGCAUCACCUGGAAAGUCAAUAAUACUCCAGUAAACUUCCUGUUUAAAGGUAGAAUUGAAGAAGGAUUCGAAAAAGACUUCCCUGUUGAAGGAGCAUGGGCUUAUGUUGUCCCUCUGACCAUCAAUGAGGUGAAAAAUGAAGAUUAUGACCAGCGGUUUGUUUGCCAGGCGGGCGAAGUUGCUGCAUACUUCUUAAUACAACGCCCACCCAAAAAUAUCUUGGGACUGAUUGCACUGGUAUUGCUCAUUUUUGUUCCUGUGCUAAUCUGCGCAUUGUUCAAGAUUGAGCUUGUACUUUGGUAUCGGAAGUCAUGCCACCCUUUUCUUCAUAAAAAAGUUUCAGAUGGCAAGAUCUAUGAUGCCUACGUACUGUAUCCAAAAACAGAUACCCAAGAUGGUUUUGCUCUGAAAGUGCUUCCUGAGGUUUUGGAGAAAAAGUGUGGGUAUAAUCUAUUUAUCCUUGGCCGGGAUGACUUACCAGGAAAAGCUGUAGUCAACGUUAUUGAUGAAACCAUUAAGCAAAGCAGAAGGCUAAUCAUUAUUUUAGUACCAGGAUUUCAAACCUACAGUAUAUCACAAGGGGUUCCUGAGGAGCAAAUAGCUUUGUACAAUGCCCUUAUGAGUGAAAGUGCUGGAAUGAAAGUCAUUCUGAUUGAAAUGGGUAAAAUAGAGGAUUACAGCAGCUUGCCAGAAUCCAUUAGAUACAUAAAGCAAAAGCAGGGAGCCAUUAGAUGGAAAGGUGACCUUACGAAGAAGCAUUCUUAUUCUGCAAAUACCAAGUUCUGGAAAAAGGUCAGAUACCGAAUGCCACUGGGACACCAGAUUUCUCCAGAACUACCUUUGGUGCCAACAUCUCUCAAUACAACAGAAACCCUCGUAUCCUUUUAACAACUCCUGGUGCAGCUGUUUCAAAAGGCUACUUUGAUGGAUGAUGCUAUUACAGCCACCAUUUGUACAUGGUAAACGGACUCUUUUGACAACAUCACUUCCACUAGCAUUUCUUAAUGUACCAAAUUCACAUGCUGUUUCAAACAAAAAAUGAUAAACUUGAAACGACUUAUUUCUACUAAUGUACGAUGAGCUGGGUUUUUCGUUUGUUUCUCUUGUUGUGGGAGGAAAACUACACACAGUGGCUACAUUCCAGCUGAAUGCAUGUGGAUCAGCUACACCCGUGUAUCCUGUUUUAAAGAAAGCUGAAAUGUUGACAACCAGCUGUUUAGUGAAUCUAGACCACCACCUUCCUCCUCCUGCCAAUCAGCCUAUCAAUAGGAUUUUAGCUUUGUGCAAAAGGUUGGCUCACAGAAGGGAAUCACAUCUGGAGCAUAGGUCUUUGUGUCUGAUACACCACCUGGCUAGAGACAGAUCCAUGGAAGCAGGGCUGCCAUACUCCAAAAAGUGAAAAUCUGGACACCAUUCAGCGAUUUCCACAUGGACACUUUUUCCUACAACUGAAUUCCAGCCACGUCCGGGAAAUUCUGGAUGUAUGGCAACCCUAAUGGAAGUCUCUUUCUGUGAACACGUAGGCCCUAGCUACAUUUGGCCAAUUGUUUCUUUGUUCUGCUGAAAUUCAACCUUGCAGUUUUUUCAUUGUUUACUCUUACUGUAUUAUGGUAGCACUUGACGACUGACUUAGAUGUGGCUGAAAUCAUUUGCAGCCUCUUAUAUGCACCAUUUCAUCUGAACUCAACCUUUGCAAUAUUCAGGGAGUAGUUGGGUUACUUUGUGAAUUGUCACUGUGUUUAUAUUGGACUUUCGUUUAAGUUUUGAUGUAAUAGUCAGACUGUGUUUUUUAUAUUUUAUUUCCCUUGCCCCCCAGUGCUUAUUCAUCCCCUGCAAAUACAUACACACACCUGCCCCAAUUUUGAUUUAAUUCGCAAACACCAUGGAAACGGCCAUCCUUCAAAAUUCACACUUCUCUGAACUUUGCAAUGUAGUUUUCCAGAAAAUUAAUUUGUAUAAAAAUGCAUAUACUUGGGUUAAGUGUCCACAAAAAUGUGCAUAUACAGGAAAAUAACAUACAGAAAUGCAUCAUUUUAGAGGAUGUUGCUUUGCAAAAAUGUGUCUUAGGCAAAUCACAUAUGAGCAUGUGUAUAACAGGAGUAAUUUGCAUUAAAAUGCUGAUGGAUUUUAAUGAAGAAAAAUUCACAAACUGAUGUGGAAAUGUGGACCUAAGAUUGGAAAACUGGGAAAAUUGAAAUGAACAAGUUUGCCUAUCCUUACUUAUAUCAAUGCUUCAUACAUUGAGUGAACAGGACUCUAGUCCAUGAAUGCUUAUGUCGUAAUAAAAUAAUUAUCCGUGAAUCCAACAUAGAGUAGACCCAUCAAAAGUAAUAAACAUGACUGAGGUCCAUUAAUGUAAAUGGGUUUACUCUGUGUAGUUGGAUACAACUCUCUGGCUUAAAGUACCAUAAGACUGUUUGUUCCUUUGCAAUAUUUUCCUUCUGCGAUUCUUGUUAUGAAUAGUAAUGAUUCUCAGGAAAUACAUUUUUUUACGGAUAAACAUGUAAUGUUUCAGAGGUAGAGAAGUUUUUAACUUCGAGUUCUUUUAUUGAUUUAGAAGGGGCAAAAGAAUACUAAAAAGUAAAAUGUGAAAUAUAUUAUUAUUAUUUAUUGAAUUUAUAUAACACGCUAUACUUGGAGGUCUCAGUCUGGUUCACAGAACCAUCAGUAUCAAACUGUAAGAAACCUACUUGUGAAAUAACUCCAACCAUGAUAAAUUGGGGAAUGGACAAUGAUAUACAUUUUUUUAUUGACAAAAAUGUUCAGGAAAGAUGACGUGGUUU
This is a messenger RNA of Podarcis raffonei (Aeolian wall lizard), 4111 nucleotides long. Its product is annotated as interleukin-1 receptor-like 2. Lineage: Eukaryota; Metazoa; Chordata; Lepidosauria; Squamata; Lacertidae. Gene Ontology annotation, biological process: signal transduction; regulation of inflammatory response. The record is from RefSeq and is a predicted model, not a curated record. Gene Ontology annotation, molecular function: interleukin-1, type I, activating receptor activity. Bases 537 to 2216 code for a protein of 559 amino acids. The transcript has 11 exons.